GGCCUUAGCAAGCUGCUGCUUGGCCCAAUAUAACGUAGUGGUCGAACCGCUGUCACGAUAAAGAUGCCGAUGACAACGGCUGCGAUCAGCCCUCGUCAUCAGCCCGUCAAAUAAAGGGCGCGUGCCAAUAUGCCAGCUGUAGUCGAACCAGGCACGCUGAUACGGACUCGGGCGCCCGCCGAACCCAACCCCACCCUCGACUCGCACGCGUCGUCCAUCCGUCGACCCAUUCAUCCAUCCAACAACGCCCCGUCGCGACGCCUCCCCCUCCGUGGGCUCUCUUUUAUCAUCUCCCUGUACCGAGAAAGGACGACGAGGCGCUCAUUUCAUAGCGCUCGCUCCAAGACCGGCCGUGCUCCCGAGCCCCACGAGGCCCCCCGAUUCUUGUCCCCGAGCGUGCCCUCAAGAAUUAUUACGCCCCCUCACCAAACGAAUCAAAGCAUUCAUCCCUCCCUCUCCGAGCUCGAGCUCUUCGCCUUCCAUGGAUUCGUUUGCCAGUCCUCUUCACCUCGACUCCUGAUCCGUCUCCACUCUUCCGGCGGUGGUUGCAUCUGCCAUCGGUGGUCGAUCACCAUGGUCUCUCUGGCAGACUCCUCCCAGAGCCCAUGCGCCUCCUCCGCCAGGAUCCAGCGCUCCCUGGGCCGAUCCAUGCGCACCAUCCGCUCCAAUCUCUUUCGGAAUGAUCCGCCCCCCGUCGCGUCCCCGUCCGCGCGGUCCGGCGCCGUGUCCGAGAACCUGACCGACUCCGUCGUCGACUUCCAGCUCCGGGAGCUCGCCGUUGGACCCCCCCGGCCUUCCGACGCCAAGUCUGCUGCCUCCUCCACCGAGUCGGCAGCCGAGCUGUUAGAGCUGUCGCGGGACUUCUCCGACUACUCCAGCUUCAACUCCGACAUCUCCGGGGAGCUCCAGCGGCUGGCGUCCAUACCCCUGACGGAGGUGCCCCCGAGCCCUGCGACGUCCGGGCCGGUCGACAUCGAGGCACUCGUGAUGGGGUUUGGUUCGCCGUCGUCGUCGUCGUCGGAGAUGCUCGAGAGCGCUUCGGUCGAGAGCGUGGAGCCGGCGGUGAAGGCGUGCGUGGAGGGACUUGGGUCGCCAUCGCCGGAGGUGAAGCGCGCGGCGGCGGCGGGGAUUCGGCUCCUGGCGAAGCACCGGUCGGACUUCCGGGCGCUGAUCGGAGCUUCGGGGGGUAUCCCGCCUCUUGUGCCGCUGCUGAAGAGCACAGACCCGGCUGCGCAGGAGAGCGCUGUGACGGCGCUGCUGAACCUCUCCCUGGAGGAGGCGAACAAGGGCCCCAUCACGGCGGCGGGGGCGAUCAAGCCGCUGGUUUACGCGCUGCGCACGGGGACUGCGGUGGCGAAGCAGAACGCGGCGUGCGCGCUGCUGAGCCUUUCGAUGAUCGAGGAAAACCGGGCGACCAUCGGAGCGUGCGGGGCGAUCCCACCGCUGGUGGCGCUGCUAGUCGGCGGGACGAGCCGGGGGAAGAAGGACGCUCUCACGACGCUGUACAAGCUGUGCUCGGCGCGGCGGAACAAGGAGCGGGCGGUGAGCGCGGGGGCGGUCCCCCCGCUGUUAGAGCUGGUGGGCGAGCGCGGCGGGGGCACGACGGAGAAGUCGCUGGUGGUGCUGGGUAGCCUGGCGGCGAUACCGGAGGGGAGGGAGGCGGUCGUUGCGGCUGGGGGGAUUCCGAUGCUCGUGGAGGCCAUCGAAGCGGGCCCGGCGCGUGGGAAGGAGUUCGCGGUGCACGUUCUGCUCCAGCUCUGCGCCGACAGCGCCCACAACCGUGGCCUCCUCGUCCGCGAGGGCGCCAUCCCACCGCUCGUAGCGCUCUCGCAGUCCGGCUCCUCGCGUGCCAAGCAAAAGGCGGAGAUGCUUCUCGGGUACCUGCGGGAACAGCGGCAGGACGGUGGGGCGACGCCGGCCCCGGCGAGGUAAUUCGUGAUCGGUAACAUGGCAAAGAUUACAUUUUUCCCGUACAGAAGCGAACCAUUUUGGUCUCUCUUCACUGUGAAUGAACCAAUCAGAGUCUGGAUCGGGGUCUGUGGUGUCUGGUGUGAAUGCUGGCUUCCAGGUUACGAUGACGGGGUUAAUGUGUGUGGGUGGUGGGGGGGUUUGGGGGGGGGCGGGGACUGUAAGAUACUUGCCGGUCGCAAAAAACCUCUGGUUUUGGUGUGUCAUCAAUCAAAAUUGCUUCUUUCGUAUGCUAUCAAAUUGGGUUUUAUGAACACUUGAUCCACCAGAGUUCAAUCGAUCGACAGAGCUGACUGGAAGCAAAAUUCUUAUCA
This is a messenger RNA of Musa acuminata subsp. malaccensis (wild Malaysian banana), 2282 nucleotides long. Its product is annotated as U-box domain-containing protein 4. Gene Ontology annotation, molecular function: protein binding. Lineage: Eukaryota; Viridiplantae; Streptophyta; Magnoliopsida; Zingiberales; Musaceae. The record is from RefSeq and is a predicted model, not a curated record.